This is a messenger RNA of Belonocnema kinseyi, 891 nucleotides long. It is a transcript of the gene RpII15, whose product is annotated as DNA-directed RNA polymerase II subunit RPB9. Gene Ontology annotation, molecular function: nucleic acid binding; DNA-directed RNA polymerase activity; zinc ion binding. The transcript is spliced from 3 exons. Gene Ontology annotation, biological process: maintenance of transcriptional fidelity during transcription elongation by RNA polymerase II; transcription initiation at RNA polymerase II promoter; DNA-templated transcription. The record is from RefSeq and is a predicted model, not a curated record. Bases 184 to 576 code for a protein of 130 amino acids. Lineage: Eukaryota; Metazoa; Arthropoda; Insecta; Hymenoptera; Cynipidae. Gene Ontology annotation, cellular component: RNA polymerase II, core complex.
GUCGCUUUUGUAAGCGUCAGAGAACGCCAAAGUAGGCCACAGUUGUGAAUUUUGGCGAUUUUUCAUUAUUAUUGCUGUCCAAAUAAAAAAUUCUCAAAUUAUUGAAUCGGUUUUAAAGUGAAAUAUAAAUAUAAUUUUCAGACGUUUAAUAAACAAUUUAUUCACUUGGAGACAGGAAAAAACAUGUCGAAGCUCGCAGGUUAUGAUACUCACGAUGAUGGACCUGGUUUUGUCGGAAUACGAUUUUGUCAGGAAUGCAAUAACAUGUUGUAUCCUAAAGAAGACAAAGAAAAUAAAGUCCUCAUGUACGCAUGCAGAAACUGCGACUUCAAACAAUUGGCUGACAGUAAUUGUAUCUACGUGAACAAAAUUAUGCACGAAAUUGACGAACUUACUCAUAUUGUCGCUGAUGUAAUAUCGGACCCUACGUUACCGAGGACCGAAGAACAUCCAUGUCCAAAGUGUGGUCAUCGUGAAGCAGUUUUCUUCCAAGCACAGACCAGGAGAGCCGAGGAGGAAAUGAGGCUCUAUUACGUCUGUACAAAUCAACAUUGCACACACAGAUGGACAGAAUAAAUCAAGAUAUUUAAGCAAUAAGAACACCGAAUAUAGGAUUCUAGGGACCGUUCAAGUAUUAUGAAGCGAAAUCCCUCUCACUCCUCUAUUUAAAAGUUUUUCUCGAUUUCCUGUAGUUUUCCGCCACUUUAAUACUAAAUUAGGUCCCCACCCACCCACCCGACUGUAAAAGGCGCUACAUAACAUUUAAACGGUUCCCAAGUUUUAAUAAAAUACUUAUUUAGUUAAUAGAAAGAGAGGUUUUAUAAAUUUUAAGUAUAUAGUAUUGUAUAAAGAUGAUUCAGCAUUUUCGAAUAAAGUCGAGCAUCUAAUUUA